Leptosomus discolor (cuckoo roller) is the source of this 254-nucleotide messenger RNA. The record is from RefSeq and is a predicted model, not a curated record. NCBI's taxonomy places the organism in Eukaryota, Metazoa, Chordata, Aves, Leptosomiformes, Leptosomidae.
AUGUUUCAGCGUCUCACCAGCCUCUUCUUCAGUGACAGCAACACGCCGGAAGGCCUGGAGGAGCCUAAACCUUUUGUCGAGGAGGAGGAGGAGGAGGAUGGCUGGCUCAUAAUUGAUCUUGCAGAGGGGCCCGGCCCCGGCGGCGUGGGGAGCAGCCCCAUGGAGGACCUGCUCAUCGAGCACCCCAGCAUGUCCGUCUACGUCACCAGCACCCUCGAGGUGGAUGGGGAGGGCCCUGAGGAUGAUGCUGCUGG